GUCUGUUGUGCAGGUUCUUACCGGAGUGAUGAUUUCAGUGAUGACUACAAGGACCAGCGCUCUCAAAGUAACUUGUAUUCUGGAACAACAACAUGUGGUGGCAGCAUGACAGGGACUGCACUUAGGAAGGCACCAUUAGCUCCUACUCUGCAUCCACACCCACAAAACCAAGGCCAGCAGCAUCAUCAACAGCCACAUCUCCCACUUUCAUCCCUGUUGGAGGAUUCUGAAGAUGAUGUCACUAGCUCUGUCAACAGUGCCAUUUCUGCUAUCACCGCUGCAGCUGCAAAUUGUAUGAGUGGUGAUCUUGCCCACAGUGGAGGUAGAGGGGAUGAUCGAAGGGAUAUCAUUGGUGGAUUGCUUGGAGGUCUGGGUCUAGGACCUCUUGCCUCACCUAGUGGUCCGUUAUCAACAUCUGUCAUGGAAAAGUCCUUUAGAGGAACUAUUAACCCAAGUGCAUUGUCCCUCAACCAGCAACCAAAUCAGCAGACACCCGGUGGAAAGCCCAAGCGCCCUCGUAAGCCCCGCAAGAAGAAGGAACCUGGUGUGGUUGGUGUUGAGCCCCCUAAAAGAAGGCAGUCCUCUCACAGACCAGGAGGGCCCGGUGGUGAUGUUAGACCUUAUUUGUGCAGCGUCUGUGGUCGAGGAUUUGCAAGAAGAGAGACCUUGCGGAGGCAUGACAGAAUACACACUGGAGAAAAGCCUCACCAUUGUACUGUGUGCGGCAAGUACUUCAGAGAGGCAUUUCAUCUUAGCAAGCACCACACAGUGCAUUCUGGAGAGAAGAACUACAAAUGUAUCCUGUGUGGAAAGGACUUUGGAUACGCUCAGAGCCUUAAAAGACAUGGCAAGCUACACCAGAAAGGAGAAAUGGAAGAAGUGCCAACCACACCAGGUGGGGGAAACCUUAACAGCUAUCCAUCCUCUGGUGGCAGCUUGAUUCAAGGGGGUCAAAGCGGCUCUUCUUCUUUCUAUUCAUAUACUCAAGAUGUCAAACCACAGACAUCAACCACUCAGCCCCCUCCUAGACUGUACACAUGUGCGAUAUGCUGGAAAUCGUUCCGCCAUCACUUUCACUUGACGGCACAUCACCAAACUGUUCAUGAGGGUGGUGGAGAAAAGCUGUUUUCUUGUGAAGUGUGUGGUAAGGCAUUUGCAUACUCUAACAGCCUUACACGACACAGGCUUUCUCAGCAUGGCUUAACACGGACUGGCCAGCCAGUUGCUCAAAGGAGCACAGGGGAAGAUAACAAUGUUGGUGUUACAAUAUCGGAAAGCGAAGCUGCUACAAAUGCUUUGCUCCAGCUCGCGCCACCUAGUGGCACACAUGCUGAACAACAUGGAGUUCUUCAUAGCCAGCAGGCUCCUCCCCAAACACAAGCUGGCUACUCCCCUCUGUUCUAUUUACCCGAUACCAAUGCUGCACACCCUUCUUUAUCUAAUGCCUCCUCUUAUUCUCAUUCUCUGCCGUCAACUUCCUCAGGGCCUCUUCUUUGUAACCAUCAGCAACAACACACUGGGAUAAAGGGUGAACCCAUAUAUCACACUGGUCAUGUGCAUACUCUUACUCCAAACAUACCAGUGCAUUCCCUCGCGUUGCCUCCAUCAGAGCCACAUCAGCAACACCACAAUUCCCUGCAGCAUUCAGCUGAGUUUCAAUCUACUCAACACCACACUUUUCAAAGCCAAGAGGAGUUGAGGAGACGGAAGAAAAAAAAAAAAAGACGGCAAGAGAGAGAGGAGAUAGGCUACAAAUGGACCCCGGCUGCAAAAGUAGAGAGAGAACAGGUGGAGGCCUCCCUUGGGGAAAAGCAGAGAAAUGAGAGAAGAAAACUUGUUAAAAGAAAAAGGAGAGCAAUUCACGGGACGCAACAUAAAAUUAAGAAGCGCAUGGCUGUGCUCGUGAGAAUCAGACGUGGAAGUGGAGGAAGUGCUGUGUAUGAACUGGGCCUUCCAGGUGGACUGAAGCUUAACAGGCUUCGUUCUCUCAAAGUUCCUCUGAAACGAAAGUCCUGUCCCCUUUGCCUUGGUGCUACCUUCUCUCAACAGGUAGCCCUUAAAGUUCACAUAGCAGCUAGACAUUGUCCCAAAGUGAGAGGCCUUCAGCAUCGUUUGAAAUGUCCGGUUUGUGGAAAACAGUCUCGCAAGUUCCUCUCAGCUCUCAUUCACAGAAGCUCCCAUUUAGCCAACAGAGCGUUUUCUUGUAAACAUUGUCCCUGUCGUUUCUGGAAUGCAAUGCUCCUCACACGGCAUAAGAAGGUGUGUCGUGGCACGUUGGCUAAAUUUCAACGAGAUAGGGCUCUUUGUGUUAAAUUAGUCAUGGGAUCAACAUACAGGAGGUUUGAGUGUAAAGGGAACUCUUCAUCCUUGCAUAUGGAAUAUAGUCACUAAGUUUUGCCAUUAAACUCAUUUUCAUAUGCACUUUUAGAAGAGAAGUGUUGCGAUUUUUCAUGAGAAGAACUGAGAUAUCGGACUGAAUACAUCUUAUGCUCAUGUAGGCAUUGACUUGUGUGUUAUGAGAGCUUUUUCUUUUCACUCUCAUUCAUAUUAAAUUUCCUCUUGUAACUUGGACCCCUGAAAAUGAACACCUUCAACAAACUCACAAAUGUAUCAAAGACAUUUGUCUUAAUGAAAUGCUUAGCCUACCCAUCUAUUCAAUACCACACCGGUCUUCUAAGAGGAAACUCUUGUUCAUAUUGAAAUUAUCCUUGGCUGGCAAUAGAUGAAGUUUCAGUGAUUUGGCGAAUAUUGUAUUGUGCCCUAACAGUAGGUUAUUGCUCACCUCAACAGAUGCUCUGUAGAAUUAUCCUGUCUCUGAUAUAUAUUGUGUUGUUGGUGUUCACUUAGAGCAAGUGUGGAGAUGUGAUUUUGUUAAUGUAAAAAGUGCAUUCAGUAUCAGGAGAAAAAAGGGUCCUGCUAGGAAGAUGAGUAUUUUAUUUUAAGGAGUAUUUAAAUUACUGCAUGUUGGACAUUACUUGUCCAUGUGUUGAAAGGUCAACGCGAGUGAUGAGACUUUUUUACUCUGAUGGUUACAUGACAAAUCCAAUUGAAAAUGUAUCUUAACUCUUAAUAGAGGAACCAUAAGAAAUUAAUGCAUAAUACAUGCCGAUUAACAAUUCUUAAAAUCAAUUUUGAGCCCUGUUUUGAUUUAUUUACUGUUCUUAAAGAAAACUAUACCAUUAAGAUGGUAAUGCCAGCACUUAAACAGGAAAAAUAUGAUUUUUCACAUAACCAUAAAGGACAAAAAAAUGUAAUGCCCACCGAUUAUUGCCCUAAAGGCAAAAGCCUUAGCAAAUUGUGACCGUUAAAACAACACAUUUUAUGGGUAAUACAAUGUAGCGUCUAUGUAUAAAGCUUACUGGAGGAAUGGAAAGAAAUAUGUGUACUGUAAUGUAAAUUGUGUCAAUAUUUUAUUAUGUUUUUUAAGCAAAAGUCAAUCUUUUUAUCAUAGCUACACUUCAGGUAGUUGGAAGAGUGAUUGUAAGAGUUAUCACUUUAGAUCAGGUCUUGAUUAAGUGUAUUAAUGUGUGACACAGUCUGUCCACUUGCCAACUAUGAACGUAUCCCAUGUACUUUUCUCACCUUUCAUGUAGAGAUCCCAUACUACUUAUAGCCUCGUUUUCUUUAAAAGAAGAAAAGUAAUAAGUAUGUUUCUAUCACUUUAUUUACACAUGAUAAGCUGGUUGUUGAUGAUACCUAAGCAUUUAAUAAAAUUUUAAAAUGUUA
This is a messenger RNA of Onychostoma macrolepis, 3726 nucleotides long. Its product is annotated as zinc finger protein 234. The transcript has a single exon. The annotation marks the transcript as partial. Lineage: Eukaryota; Metazoa; Chordata; Actinopteri; Cypriniformes; Cyprinidae. Gene Ontology annotation, biological process: regulation of transcription by RNA polymerase II. The record is from RefSeq and is a predicted model, not a curated record. Gene Ontology annotation, cellular component: nucleus. Gene Ontology annotation, molecular function: RNA polymerase II transcription regulatory region sequence-specific DNA binding; DNA-binding transcription factor activity, RNA polymerase II-specific.